AUGCUAAGCACACCACCCACGCCCAAUUCAAAACUAGCAAUGGUCUCCAAGGCAAACUCUCAAAACUUCAGUUUUACAAAUGAAGGAAGAGAAAAGGAGAAGUCAAGGGGAUUCUUCCAAGCUCACAAAGAUGCUAAGCAACACUUUCAGGUAUCUACCUCAAGUUUUAGAUUUCACAGCCCACAUUCCUUGCAAAAUGCCUCACUGCCCCCAACACCAGGCAUGAAGCAACAGCCCAGAGAGAAGGCUGCCAGAGGCACAGGGAAAAUGCAUGAAAUAGCACAAGGAGAAUCCUGUAGGGCAAGUGAGGAAGAUGGCCGAGAAAAGAUGUCCCCCACCUUCCACCUGGGCGACACGGCCCACCUGCAGGCAGAGGUCCGCACGGGCAGCCACCCGCCCCUGCUGCUGUUUGUGGAUCGCUGCGUGGCCACCCCGACACGGGACCAGAGCGGCUCCCCCUAUCACACCAUCGUGGACUUGCACGGCUGUCUUGUGGACGGCCUCUCCGAUGGAGCUUCCAAGUUCAAAGCCCCCAGGCCGAAGCCGGACGUGCUCCAGUUCAUGGUGGCCAUGUUCCACUUCGCUAACGACUCCAGGCACACGGUCUACAUCACGUGUCACCUGAAGGUCAUUCCUGCCCAGCAAGCCCCGGACCAGCUCAACAAGGCUUGUUCCUUCAACCAGUCCUCCAGCAGAUGGGUCCCGGUGGAAGGCAGUGCUGACAUCUGUGAGUGCUGUGGCAACGGUGACUGUGACCUCAUCCCAGGCUCCCCCAUGAACUAGAACCAUGCUGCCCGGUCCUCUGUGCGAAGCCGCAGGCACGUGACGGAAGAAGCAGACGUCACCGUGGGCCCGCUGAUCUUCCUGGGGAAGGCUGGUGACCCCGCCGGCACAGAGGGGCUGGCCUCCGCUGCACAGGCGACCCUGGUGCUGGGCUUCGGCCUGGCCACGGUGGUGUUCCUGGCUGUGGCUGUUGUGCUCCUGGGCCUCACCAGGGGGUGCCACACUGCUUCCCACCCCAGGUCUGCUUCCCAAUAA
This is a messenger RNA of Lepus europaeus (European hare), 1038 nucleotides long. Its product is annotated as zona pellucida sperm-binding protein 3-like. The transcript has a single exon. Gene Ontology annotation, cellular component: extracellular matrix. Gene Ontology annotation, biological process: positive regulation of acrosome reaction; egg coat formation; binding of sperm to zona pellucida. Lineage: Eukaryota; Metazoa; Chordata; Mammalia; Lagomorpha; Leporidae. Gene Ontology annotation, molecular function: acrosin binding. The record is from RefSeq and is a predicted model, not a curated record.